AUGGCGGGCAGCGAGGUGGCGAGUGAGGGGCCGACGCGAAGGGGCGGCGCGACUCGGACACCCGGGCCCCCCGGCGGGCUGCGCGGCCAGGCGGCCGCCCGCUGCCCGGAGCCGCUGUCCGCUCCUGAAGCUCCGGCCGAGCGCGGCGCGCUGCCCGCCUGGAUGCGCCUCUACUUCUACGGGAUGCACGGCAUCACCCUGGACGUGCUGGUGUCCUCCGCCAGGCGCUUCGCCCGCAGCCUGGAUCUGCGGAUGCUGGGCUUCUCUUCGCCCUACCGCUGCCUCCUGCACUCGCUCACCCACUUCGCCCUGGAGCAGCUCUACCUGCAGCGGCCGCGCUGCCCCAGCGCCUUCCUCUUCAAUUUCCUGCUCUACCCCUCCGCGCACGUGGGGCUGCAGACCCUGGCCGGCCAGGCGCUGCUGCUGAGCCUGGGCGGCGGGCAGGGGGGCGCGGCGGCGCCGGGGGCGCUCGACCUGGCGCUGCAGUACGUGCUGGCGCUCUACCACGGCCAAGUGUUCCUGAAGCGCUUCCUGCGUUUGCGGUACCCGCGGCGGCGCGAGCAGCGCACCAGGGACCCGCUACCCGCAGCCCCGGACUCCCGGAUCCUUUUGGAGGCUGGCGAUCAGGGACGAGGACCCUGUGGCCCAAGGGGCACAGAGGGAACCCCGAGCCAGGGGCUGCCCGACCUCCUCCGCUUCCUUUUCUUCGGAAUGCAUGGCUUUCUGGAUGAGAUCUUCUUCACCUUCUUCUUCAACGUUCUGGGGCAGGGGGACGGGGCUAGCAGCGGCCACACUUCGCUCUGGUCUUUCUUCAUGUACGGCAGCUGUAGUUUCGUGGUGGAGAAACUCUACUUCCACCUGCACUACAGCCGUGGCUGGGGCACGUGGAAGCGGGUCCCCAUCUACGUGAUCUUCAUCUAUGCGUGGGAGUUUUCCUGGGGUCUGGGACUUCGCAUGUGCGGGGCCUGUUCCUGGGACUAUUCUCACUAUCCACUUAACUUCAUGGGCCUCAUCACGUUGAUGUAUUUACCUGGCUGGCUGUUUCUUAGUGUGUACCAGGACCUAUUGUCCAACGUGUUGUGGCGAGUACAGUACGUCCCAACGAACUAAGAUUGAGGAGAGAGAGAAAGAGAGAGAGAGGAAGUCUUAGAACCUGAAAAGAAAAAAAAAAAGGAUGCAAUUUAUUUUUACACAGUUUAAACAAGGCGGUUUUGUUCUCAGUCUUUGGUUUUUAUACACUUUACUAAACUCUUCCAACAUGUUCUACUUGACAUGUUAGUUUCACGGACUGUUUGGAUCUGUACGUAAAGUUCAGUACUUUGAAAUGCUACCCAACAAUAACUCAAAAUAUGUAACUCAUCGAUAGUUUAAACCUUUACGAGGCCAAACAGCAAAACCACUCUACCUUAACAUAGGAAACGGGUAGUAUCCACUUAACCUCAAUGAGUAGUAGCUUUUGUAUUUCUGUUCUUCUAUGGAAGUUUUCAGAUCAGAGAACAGUGACUUUUACAAGUUUAUGGCAUAAUGGUCUGUUUACUUUCUUUUUAAUGCGAUUUCGUAUUACUUUCUUGCCAUGUUUACCAAAAGUGGCUGGAACGACAUGUCUUGUACUUCCGAGCUCUUAAGUCUCAAGCCCACAGCUCUUAAAGUGCCUCUGUCCAGCAUGUAAGUGAGAGGGAGCUGGCAAGCGUGGAAACAACCGAUGAACACAUUUUGACAUGAGAAGUCUUUUCUGUCAACUCCCACAGGUGACACUCGGUUAAUAUAUUUGGUAACUGUCUUGGAAAUGAUGCUUUCCAGUGUUGGCUAGCCUUAAACUGUGUGUGUUAGCGUUAAUCAGACCAUGUGUCAUCUAAACUUUUUAACUGUGCGAUAACUUAAUUGUUUACCUUACAAGUCCCAGGGCCAGGUGAAAUUAUACCACCCCCAAUGGUGUUCUAACUCUAAGAACCCCUUUUCUACAUAGAGCAUCAGAAAUAGAAACAAAACCUUGGAAUAAAAUGAAUCUGAAUUCUCCCUCUAAUUACAUUAAGCCUCCUUAUUUUCUCUAUUCACUGAUAUGUUUUCCACCAUAGUUCUCCCAGAGUUCACUUUUCUUUUCCUCCCAGGCCCAGGCCAAUGCAGUAAUGUACCGUAUAAAUCCAUGAUGGCCUUUGACAGCUUAUGAUUAAUUAAUGUCUACAAUCUCCAAAGUUAAAUGAGAUGAUGAAAGCCAUUCUAAGAAAUUAUAUCUAAUUGAUUAAUAAUGUACUCUGAGGGUGUUUGUUGUUUGAUUUUAUUUAGAAGAGCAAGUAGGCCGAGUGUGGCUCAGCCAAGAAUGACUAAUAACCUCUCAGCUUUCAGUACAAAGAUAAUUAGAAUGUGUAUUAAUGAGUUUGAGUCUUCCACUUGCCUGUGCUGUAAAAAGGAAUGUUUCUGUUUCUAAA
Molecule: messenger RNA, 2426 nt
Organism: Psammomys obesus (fat sand rat)
Lineage: Eukaryota; Metazoa; Chordata; Mammalia; Rodentia; Muridae
Gene: Tmem229a
Product: transmembrane protein 229A
Exons: 1
Coding region: 1-1110 (369 amino acids)
Source: RefSeq, a predicted model, not a curated record